GUCAUGUGCAAGCAUGACAAAAGGGUGACACGACACACAGAAAUAGAGUCGCCGCCGGCGGAUACAGCAGCAAGCAACAAGUAAAGCAAGUCAAGGCAGCAGCACAAGCACAAACACAACACAAGCACAAGCACAACACAACACACACAACCACACAAACAACCACACCAACGAUGAUGGACAAGAACGGAAAGGGUGGUCGCGGGGAAGACGCGCCCCUGCGCGAAAUGGACACUGUUCCGCUUGACGAUGACAUUGACGAUGAUGAGGAGGACGAGGAGGAGGACUUUGCCACUCCUCCCGCACAGCCGACAACCCCGGCACAACAGCAGGAACACGAGCAGGAACACGAGCAGAAGCAGAAGAAGGAGCCAGCAAGCAGUGCAAAGGCACCAGCAAGGAAGAAGAACCCAUCAUCCAGUGGUGGCAGCCGCGGCAGCAGCAGCAGCAGCGGUGGACAUGACCCGGCCAGUGGCAUGGCCUUUCACCAGCAGGACGACCCACAUGACGCCGACUUUGAGGCCCUCCCCAACGUCGUCAAAGUCAAGAAAGAGUAUGAGGGCCACAUGGGGUCGACGCUCGGGCAGUCGCGGCAGCAGACGUUCACGCUUCCGCUUGGCGUGGCAUUCCCGGCAUCAGAAGCGUCGACAGCGCCACCCAUCUCCACGGAGAUGGACCCGAGCGCCCCAAGCCCGGGCGAGAACCCAAACCCGUAUCCGUACGACGCAAACAAGCACCCGCUGUGCAAGCGCAUUGUUGACUUCCUGGCCACUGAGCAUCUUGAGGGGAAGACGUGGAAGGGCGGCAAGUCGAAGACGGAGAUCCCCAAGAUGGCGCUCGCUAAGCUGCUCCGGGGCACAAAGCACGACAGAAAGGAAGUAUCUGAGUACUUUGAUUCGCUGAGUGGGCCAUGGGGCACGAUGGGCUCGAAGCACCCGCUCAACUCCAGCGGCGACUACGACUACACCGCCAUUGGUCUCGCCUUCAUCCUCCUCAACUUUGACGACGCUGCGCUGCCGAGGGAGAUCAAGUACAUUAUUGCGACGCGCCUCAUGCCGCCCAAUGCCACCGACCCCGUCCUCACCGUCCCAAAGUCGCUGGUGUCUGUGCUGGAGACCGAGAACCACCUGCUGAUGCUCAACGGCUCUCUCUAUCUCUUCAAUCUCUAUGCGACACGCGCUCGCCUCGCUCAGCCCGUGGAUGUGUCUGGCCUCAAGUCGUUCCUGUAUGUCCUUCUCAAGGAAAUUCUUCGCGCAGGCCCCUGGGCGUACAACUCGCGUCCGUUUCUGGGGCAUUUCAUCAUUGCGCUGCUGGUGCUGCACGAAAGCUGCGAGCCAGACUUCAGGCACCUCUGCUCAAAGGUGUUGGACUUCCUCGUGUUCUGCUUCGCCCUCGGCAGCAUCGACUUCAGAAGGCGGGCUCCCUUCCGCCGCAAAGCAGACCACGCCGGCAAACCAGGACUCAUGGACAACGCCCUCUCCGCCAUGUCCCUCGUGUGGGCUGAGCGGGCAGGGAUUCGCCACACGGCGCAGAGCACCGACCCACGCUUCCUCCCCAUUUCCGACAAGGCCAUCUACGCCAUCGCCGCUUCGUGCGUGCCGUGA
Salpingoeca rosetta is the source of this 1604-nucleotide messenger RNA. RefSeq lists its product as uncharacterized. The record is from RefSeq and is a predicted model, not a curated record. Bases 174 to 1604 code for a protein of 476 amino acids. NCBI's taxonomy places the organism in Eukaryota, Choanoflagellata, Craspedida, Salpingoecidae. The transcript is spliced from 10 exons.